This is a messenger RNA of Closterium sp. Yama58-4, 3825 nucleotides long. NCBI's taxonomy places the organism in Eukaryota, Viridiplantae, Streptophyta, Zygnematophyceae, Desmidiales, Closteriaceae. The record is from the annotation of a GenBank genome assembly.
AUGGGUUCGCAUAACCCACACGUUCGGCCAAGCGUAACCAUCCCCUCGCCCUCGCUUUCCUUUCCCCAGGUCCGACGCUUCCUCUGUCCGUCACCCUCGUCGUCGCCUUCGCUUCCGCAGCCCGUCGCAUUCGCUUCCCCCGCCCGUCGCCACCUUCGCUUUCGGAUGACCGUUGCCUUUUCUUAUCCCGCCCGUCGCCUUCGCUUCUUCCCCCCCGUCGCCUUCGAUUUCCCCGCGCGUCGCCUUCGCUUCCCCCGCGCGUUGCCUUCGCUUCCCCCGCGCGUCGCCUCACUUCCACCGCGCGUCGCCUCGCUUUCCCCGCGCGUCGCCUUCGCUUACGCGCCCGUCGCCUUCGCUCACCUCCUUCCGUCGCCUUCGUUCGCCACGCUCACGCCCUUACUCCCAUGCUCGCCACGCUCUCCCCUACUCCCAUGCUCACGCCCUUACUCCCAUGCUCACUCCCCUACUCCCAUGCUCACGCCCUUACUCCCAUGCUCACUCCCCUACUCCCAUGCUCACGCCCUUACUCCCAUGCUCACGCCCUUACUCCCAUGCUCACGCCCUUACUCCCAUGCUCACGCCCUUACUCCCAUGCUCACGCCCUUACUCCCAUGCUCACGCCCUUACUCCCAUGCUCACGCCCUUACUCCCAUGCUCACGCCCUUACUCCCAUGCUCACGCCCUUACUCCCAUGCUCACUCCCCUACUCCCAUGCUCACGCCCUUACUCCCAUGCUCACUCCCCUACUCCCAUGCUCACGCCCUUACUCCCAUGCUCACUCCCCUACUCCCAUGCUCACGCCCUUACUCCCAUGCUCACCCCUACUCCCAUGCUCACGCCCUUACUCCCAUGCUCACGCCCUUACUCCCAUGCUCACGCCCUUACUCCCAUGCUCACGCCCUUACUCCCAUGCUCACUCCCCUACUCCCAUGCUCACGCCCUUACUCCCAUGCUCACCCCUACUCCCAUGCUCACUCCCCUACUCCCAUGCUCACGCCCUUACUCCCAUGCUCACUCCCCUACUCCCAUGCUCACGCCCUUACUCCCAUGCUCACUCCCCUACUCCCAUGCUCACGCCCUUACUCCCAUGCUCACUCCCCUACUCCCAUGCUCACGCCCUUACUCCCAUGCUCACUCCCCUACUCCCAUGCUCACGCCCUUACUCCCAUGCUCACUCCCCUACUCCCAUGCUCACGCCCUUACUCCCAUGCUCACUCCCCUACUCCCAUGCUCACGCCCUUACUCCCAUGCUCACUCCCCUACUCCCAUGCUCACGCCCUUACUCCCAUGCUCACGCCCUUACUCCCAUGCUCACGCCCUUACUCCCAUGCUCACUCCCCUACUCCCAUGCUCACGCCCUUACUCCCAUGCUCACUCCCCUACUCCCAUGCUCACGCCCUUACUCCCAUGCUCACUCCCCUACUCCCAUGCUCACGCCCUUACUCCCAUGCUCACUCCCCUACUCCCAUGCUCACGCCCUUACUCCCAUGCUCACUCCCCUACUCCCAUGCUCACGCCCUUACUCCCAUGCUCACGCCCUUACUCCCAUGCUCACGCCCUUACUCCCAUGCUCACGCCCUUACUCCCAUGCUCACUCCCCUACUCCCAUGCUCACGCCCUUACUCCCAUGCUCACUCCCCUACUCCCAUGCUCACUCCCCUACUCCCAUGCUCACGCCCUUACUCCCAUGCUCACUCCCCUACUCCCAUGCUCACGCCCUUACUCCCAUGCUCACUCCCCUACUCCCAUGCUCACGCCCUUACUCCCAUGCUCACUCCCCUACUCCCAUGCUCACGCCCUUACUCCCAUGCUCACUCCCCUACUCCCAUGCUCACGCCCUUACUCCCAUGCUCACUCCCCUACUCCCAUGCUCACGCCCUUACUCCCAUGCUCACUCCCCUACUCCCAUGCUCACGCCCUUACUCCCAUGCUCACUCCCCUACUCCCAUGCUCACGCCCUUACUCCCAUGCUCACGCCCUUACUCCCAUGCUCACUCCCCUACUCCCAUGCUCACGCCCUUACUCCCAUGCUCACUCCCCUACUCCCAUGCUCACGCCCUUACUCCCAUGCUCACUCCCCUACUCCCAUGCUCACGCCCUUACUCCCAUGCUCACUCCCCUACUCCCAUGCUCACGCCCUUACUCCCAUGCUCACUCCCCUACUCCCAUGCUCACGCCCUUACUCCCAUGCUCACUCCCCUACUCCCAUGCUCACGCCCUUACUCCCAUGCUCACUCCCCUACUCCCAUGCUCACGCCCUUACUCCCAUGCUCACUCCCCUACUCCCAUGCUCACGCCCUUACUCCCAUGCUCACGCCCUUACUCCCAUGCUCACGCCCUUACUCCCAUGCUCACUCCCCUUACUCCCAUGCUCACGCCCUUACUCCCAUGCUCACGCCCUUACUCCCAUGCUCACGCCCUUACUCACUCUCUCCCCUUACUCUGCUCACUCUCUCCCCCUCUGCUCACUCUCUCCCCCUCUGCUCACUCUCUCCCCCUCUGCUCACUCUCUCCCCUCUGCUCACUCUCUCCCCCUCUGCUCACUCUCUCCCCCUCUGCUCACUCUCUCCCCCUCUGCUCACUCUCUCCCCCUCUGCUCACUCUCUCCCCCUCUGCUCACUCUCUCCCCCUCUGCUCACUCUCUCCCCCUCUGCUCACUCUCUCCCCCUCUGCUCACUCUCUCCCCCUCUGCUCACUCUCUCCCCCUCUGCUCACUCUCUCCCCCUCUGCUCACUCUCUCCCCCUCUGCUCACUCUCUCCCCCUCUGCUCACUCUCUCCCCCUCUGCUCACUCUCUCCCCCUCUGCUCACUCUCUCCCCCUCUGCUCACUCUCUCCCCCUCUGCUCACUCUCUCCCCUCUGCUCACUCUCUCCCCCUCUGCUCACUCUCUCCCCCUCUGCUCACUCUCUCCCCCUCUGCUCACUCUCUCCCCCUCUGCUCACUCUCUCCCCCUCUGCUCACUCUCUCCCCCUCUGCUCACUCUCUCCCCCUCUGCUCACUCUCUCCCCCUCUGCUCACUCUCUCCCCCUCUGCUCACUCUCUCCCCCUCUGCUCACUCUCUCCCCCUCUGCUCACUCUCUCCCCCUCUGCUCACUCUCUCCCCCUCUGCUCACUCUCUCCCCCUCUGCUCACUCUCUCCCCCUCUGCUCACUCUCUCCCCCUCUGCUCACUCUCUCCCCCUCUGCUCACUCUCUCUCCCCCUCUGCUCACUCUCUCCCCCUCUGCUCACUCUCUCCCCCUCUGCUCACUCUCUCCCCCUCUGCUCACUCUCUCCCCCUCUGCUCACUCUCUCCCCCUCUGCUCACUCUCUCCCCCUCUGCUCACUCUCUCCCCCUCUGCUCACUCUCUCCCCCUCUGCUCACUCUCUCUCCCCCUCUGCUCACUCUCUCCCCCUCUGCUCACUCUCUCCCCCUCUGCUCACUCUCUCUCCCCCUGCUCACUCUCUUUCCCCCUGGACUCACUUAUCUUUCCCCCCUGUUUACUCUCUAUUCCCCUUCGUUCAACCCUUUCUCCCCACAAUCCCUCUCACCACCCCUGUUCACACCCCUUGUUCCCCUCUGCUCACUGGCUUUCCCCUUUGCUCACCCCCUUCUCCUGCCUGCUGACUAUAUUUCCCCCUUUGCUCACCCCCUUCUCCUCUCUGCCCACUCUAUUUCCCCCUUCGCUCACCCCUCUGCCCUGUUCACACCUCCCAUACAUGCCCUUCUGUACCUCCAACCUCCAGCCCUCGCUUAUUCGCCAUAUCCCCUCUUCCCUCCCCAUUCCAUCGCAGAACCAUGCUUGUACAUGUGCCCAGCACCAUGGGUCCCAACAGGAGUGGGUUGA